AUGAGGGAUUUGAAGCAGAUCCCAUUGAGAAGUCAGGACAGACAAACUUUGAGACGCUUCACCUCAGAGGGUCUAUCAGAAACUUCCAGCAGGAAAGUCCAUGGGGAUGUUCUUCGCGUUCGAGGAGGAGGAUCGCUUGACUUCAGCCGUCCUGAGACGGUCUUCAACACAUACCUAGCAGGGCUCGCAGCAUUUUGUGCUCUGUUGAGGGUUGUUGGACUCUCGGGCUCCAACAAAGUUGUCUCGGUAGCUAACGAGAAGUAUCAAAAGCUCAAGACCAAUUACCUCGCCGUCUUCUGGGCGUUCAAGCUUGCAGACUGGCUUCACGGUCCUUAUUUCUACUCGGUGUAUGCGAGCAAAAAACAUAAUGGGAAACCUCUCGGAGAGGAUUUGAUCGGAAAGCUGUUCCUGUGUGGGUUCGGGGCUUCCAUGAUAUUCGGGACAGUUGCAGGAAGUCUCGUGGACACGAUUGGAAGGAAGGCAGGAACUGCGACCUCCCUCCUCUUCUCAGCUCCAGAAGCCUGGCUGGUUGGAGAGCACGGAAAGCAGGGUGGUAAGGGAUCCUGGCUUUCCGGUCCUUCGGGUCCCUUCGAGCUUUCAGUUCUCUUCCUCUCCCUGGGAACAGCGCUGGUCGGGCUGAGCUGGGGUGAGAACUAUGGAGGAAACCAAAAAGUCAGCGCGAGCAAGAAGAACAUCUUCACUAGCCUGAGAGAUGCGAUGAGAAUCAUCCUCGAUGACAGGAAGAUCUUGUUGACCGGUUUGAUUCAGUCCUUGUUUGAAGGCGCUAUGUACAUCUUUGUAUUGCAAUGGCCACCAGGUGACAAGACGAUGGCACGUGUGAUGUCUUCUUCUCCUCCCUACGGGACCAUCUUUGCGUGUCUGAUGACAGCCUGCAUGAUCGGCUCCAGUCUCUUCGGCAUCCUUAUGAAGACAUCAAUGAUGAUUGAAACCAUCAUGAUCGGCAUGUUGGGAUGCAGCAGCAUCGCCCUCGCUCUCGCGGGUCAUAUCAUGCACCAUCUUCCCGACGCUUCAUUCGCCAUGCACGUCCUGGCCGGCUGCUUCCUCCUGUUCGAGGUCUGA
Guillardia theta CCMP2712 is the source of this 1080-nucleotide messenger RNA. RefSeq lists its product as hypothetical. Gene Ontology annotation, cellular component: membrane. The record is from RefSeq and is a predicted model, not a curated record. The transcript is spliced from 15 exons. Gene Ontology annotation, molecular function: molybdate ion transmembrane transporter activity. Lineage: Eukaryota; Cryptophyceae; Pyrenomonadales; Geminigeraceae. Bases 1 to 1080 code for a protein of 359 amino acids. Gene Ontology annotation, biological process: molybdate ion transport.